CGGGGCUCGCCUCUGACAUCAGCAUGAAACCGGCCAUAAAAACAGUGACUGGAGGGGACUCUGGCUCAGACAGCAGGCACUCGGCUCAGGGGGACGGCAGCUGGGCACCUUGCCUCGCCACACCUCGCUGCGUCAGAGGCCGUCAUCUUCGUGGCACCGGCUGGAAGACCCAGGGGCUGGGAGGCUUCAGGGCCAAGCCACAGCAGCUGGAGAGUGCCGGGGAUGAAGCUGGGUGCUGCCUGCCUCCUGUGCCUGCUGCUCGCCUGCCUGACCCUGCCCGUCACUCACUGCCGCAUCCAUGAGCGCUCCAUGGAAAUCAGGAACCCGGACAUCAACCCCUCCUGGUACACGGGGCGCGGGAUCAGGCCGGUGGGGCGGUUCGGGCGGCGGCAAGCCCUGGGCGAGGGCACCCAUCCUGGGGGUGCCAGCCAGUGGCUAGCCUGUGCCCCACCCCACCCGCACCCCCAGCCCCCCCGGGAGGAGUGGAGCCCCUGA
This is a messenger RNA of Harpia harpyja (harpy eagle), 495 nucleotides long. RefSeq names its product prolactin releasing hormone (gene PRLH). The transcript is spliced from 3 exons. The record is from RefSeq and is a predicted model, not a curated record. NCBI's taxonomy places the organism in Eukaryota, Metazoa, Chordata, Aves, Accipitriformes, Accipitridae. Gene Ontology annotation, biological process: G protein-coupled receptor signaling pathway; response to peptide hormone; feeding behavior. The coding region runs from base 223 to 495 and encodes 90 amino acids. Gene Ontology annotation, molecular function: neuropeptide hormone activity; prolactin-releasing peptide receptor binding.